This is a messenger RNA of Neltuma alba, 615 nucleotides long. RefSeq lists its product as uncharacterized. NCBI's taxonomy places the organism in Eukaryota, Viridiplantae, Streptophyta, Magnoliopsida, Fabales, Fabaceae. The record is from RefSeq and is a predicted model, not a curated record. The transcript has a single exon. Bases 1 to 615 code for a protein of 204 amino acids.
AUGUUGAAAGAGAAUUGGACAAGGCAGAAAGCGAUCCAGGACGAGUUGAAUGAUCUUGAAUCUGAACUGAAACAUUGGAAUCAGAUGACCUUCGGGCAUAUCACAAGGAAAAAGAAGAAAAUCUUGAAGCGGAUUGCAGGGAUUCAGAGGAGCAACCAACAAAAAAACAAUCCAUACCUAGAUAGAUUAGAGACUGAACUGCAAGAGGAGUUAAAUGAAAUCCUGGGUCAAGAAGAAAUUUUUUGGUUUCAAAAAGCUAGAACCAACUGGCUAAGGGAUGGAGAUAGAAAUACUGCCUUCUAUCACACCAAAACAAAGAUUAGAAGAAGGAGGAAUAGGGUAACUAUGCUCAAAGAUGAGGAUAACAAUUGGGUUGAAGGAAAACAGGAACUAGGAAAUUUGGUGAACAGAUUCUUCCAACAUUUGUUUACUGAAGAGGAAGAAGAAAGGAUCUGGCAUGUAACUACUCACAACUGGACAAAAAUCCGACAGGAGGAGUGGAGGGAUAUGGUGAGAGAGGUUACUAAUGAAGAAAUCCGAAAGUCCAUGUACUCGAUAGGUGCACUCAAAGCCCCAGGAGAGGACGGGUAUCCUGCAGCCUUCUUCCACAAGUAG